Messenger RNA from Cutaneotrichosporon oleaginosum, 5013 nucleotides. The record is from RefSeq and is a predicted model, not a curated record. NCBI's taxonomy places the organism in Eukaryota, Fungi, Basidiomycota, Tremellomycetes, Trichosporonales, Trichosporonaceae.
AUGUCGCGGCUCCCACUCGCGCAGUGGGAUCCCUCCCUUUUCACAGAACUCCUCCAUCUUCUCACCUUAGUCGCAUCCCGCCCCUCCACUUCUGUCCUGCGCCGCUUCUUCGACAAGCUCGAUGAAGCUCGCCCAUGGAUACUCGCCCUCACGGCUCUCCCCAGCCCCAACAAUGAGGACAAGGAGUUCAUUGGAAAGAGGUCCAUUUCAACGUCUGAUGGGGUCGAGGUCCGCGUCACCGACGAACUCCUCGUCACGACAAACACUGUUGCAGACAGUCUCAACCUCUCCCACCUCCUUUCUGCCAUGCUCGCCCUCCAUGCGGUCCAGCAGCGCCCACGGUUCCCCGAACGCUCCGAUCCAGAAAUUGCUGUCUACUUGCUGCACGAGUACCUGCAGAGCAUGCUCGACUUUGUCGUGGAUCUUCUCAAACUCACUCAUGGCGAGGACGCUGAGCAGGGGGAGGCAUUUGACGACUUGCGCGGCUGGGUCGAAGACCUGCUAUCGGAACGGGGCACUCACGGAUUUUUGCCGGACGUGGCCAUCGACCAGGUUGAUGUGCUCCAAGGACGUCUCGACAGCGUUGUGCGUACACAGGCGUCGGGCGCGCACUUGCGUCGAGAGCAGAACCGUCUCGCCGGCAUCGUCGCUACCCUUGGUCUGAGCGGCCUUCUCAAAACGUCGCAAGUGAAGUCGCGACCAGAUGCUGUCGUUGGCACUAUGCUCGCCGCCUUCUUUGCCGCUACGCCGCCAUUGGAAGAGGCCCAGGGCACCCCCCAGAACGAUACGGUGCAGGCAUACGCGGGUGUGUCAAAAUUCAUGCUUGUGAUGUGCAACAUCAUUGACGCUGACGCCCACGCUGAGGUGCACGAUGCAGCCAAGGUACAUGCUCUCAAGUUUGAGCCGUCCGGCGCGGAGCGGCAUCUUCAGGAGGCUGUGAAUGGGGAGGCGUUCAAGUUCCUUACCAAUCUCGACCCCACCACCGCACUCGCGACGCGAUCAGAUCCCGACAACAACGCCUUUAUCUACUCUCAAUUGCAGAGGCUGGUGGGCUGGCUGGCGAAGCGGCGCCACUUCCUCCGCGGACUCAAAAACAAGGAGGAGGACGUCGGGGUCUCGUUCCUCACCCUGAUGGCAGCAGUAUACCAGCACUUGCCACAAGAUAGCGCAACGGCGCUGUGGGACGAAUCGACAUUCACGGGCGUCGUGCUGGACUUGCGUACGCCAUACCCUUCCGAUGCGUUCUGGGACGUUUUGUGUGCCAUCUCAAAAGGUCCUGAGUGCGCGAGCAACUUGUCGUGGAACGCCUUGUUCAAGUUCUACCAGCAUUACAUUGAUCUCAUGCCGCCGCUGUACGGUACGCUCAAGACUACACACCAAACAUCGAUCGAGGGUAUGAGCCACGACGAGUAUCUGGCCGCCGAUGGGUGGACAAGGCUGCUGGCGAUUGUCUCUAAGCCGUACCCUCUCCAGACCCUCUUCGACAUUGCUGUGGUGUUCGACGCGAUCAACGCGUUCGUCCAGCGACGUGGUGAUUCGGCCGAUGAUGAUGUGGUCUCGCGCGCCGUUGAAAACUACGAGCGCGUGACUUUUGCUGACCCCACACUGGACGUCCGCGAGGGUAGUCGCGUGCCCCAGCCCAUCGGCUGGAUCCAGCGCAUGGAGCUCGCUGAGCAGGAUCAGGGCAUGUACCCGCUCACGCGCGCGUACAUUAGCUUCCUCACCACCCUCAUGCCCUCGGAGAAGGGGCGCGUGAACGGCGCCUUGCGUCGUGGCGCCAUGUACGUGAUUGACCGUGUGCUGCUCGGCUCUAGACCCCAGGCGUCGACUGCCGAGCACUGGUCCAACUAUCAGGUCAUCAUGGCCUUUUUCGAGAAGGCGCUGCAGACCUUCGACCUCACGGACCUGCUUUCCCCGGCGCGUGGCACGGCCACUGCUUUGUCCGAGCAGCCGGGCUUCCUUAUUCUCCUGCGCCUUCUGAGUGAACCUUCAGUGUUCGCCCCUCUUGGCGACAUUAUCGAUGGCGCCGUGCCCAUGGCACCCAACAGGCCACGCAUCGCCAACGAGUGCCUCCUCCGCGUACUCCGCAUCUUCUACCGCAUUCUCGACAUCCAGCUUGUUUUCAGCGACGUGCUUCUCCUCACCUUGCAGUCGACCGCCGGCUUCAAGCGCCCGCUGGGCUUCCAGUCGCUCGACCACCUGCUGCUGAACCGUCUCUCGAACGUAAUUCACAUUGCCCUCUCGGUCGCGGACCGGGACAACAGCGUCGCCUUUGUUUCCCUCAAGAUCAUCGCAGCGCUGGCUCAGUCUCCUGUCUUUUCGAGUGCGGACAUGUUCCAUGGCGUUUACGCAAAGGUUAUGAACCGCCUUGCAGGUGUCAUCGACUCGUCUGACGAAUCCAUUCGCAUCGCACAGGCCUUCUCGUCGAAGCUAGCGGAGGAAGGUGAGGACAUCUCCCCGGACUACGUCGCCCUCGAGUCGAAGGCGGUGCUCCGCGGCGAGGACUCUGACCACCUUCCUAUCCUCAUCCGAACCGCGAUUUUGGACAUGCUUGUGGACAACACGGCAGACGCUACGAGCCCUAAUAUUGCGCACUUCCUCCUGGGUUUCGACUUCCGCGCCCGUGAGCUCGGCCUGCAUGAUCCUCGCGCUCCAGGAUCGCGUCGCUCCUGUCUCCAGGUCAUCCUGGAGCAGCUUAACGAAAGGCCGCCCAUGAUUCAACUGCACCCCGUCCUUGCUGCUAAGAGCGCGCAACUCAUUCACCAGCUCUUCGCCCACCCCGUCACAGGGCCGUGCACCAUGGCCUACACUGAGUCAUACGAGGGCUUCCCAGCGCGGCAGCUGGGCGCCCUACCGCGGACGUGUCCCGCAGUUUCCGCCGACGUUGUGGGCAUGGGCAUCGCAUCUACGUCCACUGACCAGGUUGAAACUUCAGCUGACGUCCUCGUGGCGUACCUGAACUACCAGAGAUUCAUACUUGCUUGCGUCGGCAUCCAGUCAUUUGCAUUUGAGGGCCACGGCGCAUCGUCUGAGUUCAUCUCUCAUCAGCUCUUUGCGGAUGAUGACGAGGAGGAAGUGGACAAGCGCCCGCCCCUUCUCAUCGACCUUGUGUCCAACAUUGCCAUCAGGUUCGAUGAGACCGACGCCGACGCCCAACAAGACAAGACGCUCGAGUUUUACUAUAACUUCAACUUCGACCAGUAUAAACAACCUGGAACAGAUUUGUUCGACCUCGAUGUACUCGCCCGCGCGCUCAAGUCGAACCGCCGCCAGCUUGAGCGCCAGGGCGCCGUGAUCCAGGGUACCUCCGCCGACGCAAUGGCUAAGGAGGCACAGUACAUUCUUGCGCGCUUGGCCUUCAAGAACCGCCAGAAUCAGAUCUUCGUUGCAAAGGGCGACUUCCUGCAGGCAUGGAACGAGACACUCAAGGUGGCGCUGGCGUUGCUCUUCCACUAUGUCGCAGAGGACAGGCAAGAGGUCCUGCUCUUCGAACUGCUCAACUCCGUGCUGGACAGAAUGAGCGCUGACGUGCCGCCUGGGGUGCUCGACCUGCUCUCAGAAGCUGUUCUGAUGUCUGUCAACACGCUCAUGACCGCUCUAUCGACGCUUGAGGCCUCAAACCUUCCGCUGGACCAGAUGUCGACGGUACUCACCAAGAUCAUCGACGCGCUCCUCAAGCCGGGCACGACUGAGAUUUACCUCCAGCUCGUGCCCUUGGACGGACCGCUUCGUCGCUCGGCGAUCACCGUCUUGGCCGCCCGUAGGGACCGGUUCGUCCCCCUGCUGUGCCGCGACGCGAUGGACAUGCGGGAUGUCUGGAAGACUGAGUGCUUCUCCCUCCUCGCGAGCGUCGUCGCCUUCGGGGACAACCACCUUCUUACCCCUGUGGUGAGCGGCCGGUUCCUCGCCCAGUUCGUCCGCUCUAUCAAGGACCGCGAGCUCCAGCUCCAGGAAUGCCUUGUGCCCGACCCCGACGGACUGCACACCUUCUGGGUAUACGAGGCCAACGUUGCUUUCCUCACGGCGUACGCUGGCUCGGCAAAGGGUGCAAGUGACCUUGUCGACGCCGGCGUGUUUGAGACAUUCGCCACGUGUAGUUUCAUGGGUGUCUCGCCAUUCAACGACGAUGUGCUCUCUAUCGUGUCCAAUGCCGAGGCCGUUGAGCGUCAGCACCGCGUUCUCAUCACCGCUCUGCAGCUUCUCGUGCGCGUGCUGGCGCACCCGUCGCGCGUCGGGCAAAAGAACGCGUUGUCCUUCCUCAGUGCGCAUCGCGACUCGUUCCUCAUCCUUUUGCGCGAGAACCAGGCGUACAUUACGCCCACUGGCAUUGACGAGAGCCGCCUCAUCGUGGCGCUCUUCACAUCAGUUGUGCCGAAGGUGUCGCCAGAGGAACUUCGGAGCUCCUCCGGUUUCGGCGCCUUCCACCACGCCGUCCUUUCCCUGGCAGCCAAAUUCCUCGAGCCAACAUGGGCCGACAACCUCCGCGAGGACGCUGCCGAUGCUAAGGACAGGGUUCUGAACCUGAACCAAGUGAUUAUUGCCUACCUUGCCGGGUCACCCGCUUCGCCUGGUCCAGUCUUCGUUGUGGACGCCGCCCGCUCAAACGGCGCUUAUGUCGCGGAGCUGGCAGAGACAGUGCAGGACGUCUCCAAUGCGUACGACGACAUUGCAGACAAGCUCGAGGCCGGCGAGGACAUCGAUGUGGCCAGCCUAGGCGCUACAAGUGUCGAAGCCAUUUUCAACAUGAUCGAGUCCCUCCUUCUCCUUAUCUGGCGCCACAUGAUGUACUACACGGCCGACGCUGGAGGGGAGGGCAUACGUCCGACCACGCUAAGUCUGAGCUUCUCCUCCGUGGGAGCUGUGAGCAUGCGCGCCCUCGAACGCGUUGCCGCGUCGCUGCGCGGCGUGCUGGACCGCCUCGAUGACGUCGACAUCACCAACCGCAAGGGCGACGCGUAUUACGCCAUGCUGGUCCGCCGGUUGCGAGAGUUGUGUGGAGGUCUUAGCGAGUAG